AUGAAUUAUUUUUCUACAUCGAAUACAAUUUAUGUUGGUAAUAUUCAAUCAAUUGAUGAUAAUACAUUACGUGAAUAUUUUCAACGUUUUGGUGAAAUUGAAGCAUUUUUCCAUAAUUGUUCACGUUCAGCUGAUGAAUGGUUAAUUGAUUAUCGUUUUAUUCGUUUUUCAUCUGAUACAGACAUUAAUAUAUUUUUAACAAAUAAAAUUGAUCAUACAAUAUGUCGUAUUCGUCUUGAUAUUCAUUCUUAUGACGCAGUUUUUAGUGACGAAACACGUUUAUUAUCAGAUAGAAAAAUAUGUAUUGCUCAUACAAAUUCUCAACUUAAUCGAAAUGUUAUUAAAAAAGCAUUUACUAGAUAUGGUCGUAUAUUAAAUUGUACAUGUGUAUCAUCUGGUAAUGGUCUUGAAUAUGUUUAUAUUGAAUUUGAUUCAAUAAAUUCAGUUCGAUCAAUUAUUACAUCAGGUCAAAAUCAUUUUGCUGGUCGAACAUCACUCGCCGUUAAACAACCAUUACGACCAUCACAAGUUGGAAUUAAAUCAGAAUCUAAUAUUAAAGAUUGUCAUCAAAAAGAUCAUAUUAAACCAUUUAAAUAUCCUUAUCAUGAACCAACAACAACACGAUAUUUACCUUCAUCUCCUCAUCAAUCAAUACCUACUAAAUCAGAUUAUCAGACAUUAUCAAUAUCUCAUACUAUACCGACAACAAAUCACUUAUACAGUCAACAACAAAUAAAAGAUCUCGAACAAGAAUAUAAUAUAAUAAUUCAAAAAGAUUACGAAGAAAUAAUAUAUCAAAUUGAUAAAUAUCUUGAAAAAAACCGAGAAAAAUAUGAAAAAUUACAUAAACUUAUUCUUCCAUAG
This is a messenger RNA of Adineta steineri, 864 nucleotides long. The record is from the annotation of a GenBank genome assembly. Lineage: Eukaryota; Metazoa; Rotifera; Eurotatoria; Adinetida; Adinetidae.